This is a messenger RNA of Loxodonta africana (African savanna elephant), 1943 nucleotides long. RefSeq names its product apolipoprotein H (gene APOH). Lineage: Eukaryota; Metazoa; Chordata; Mammalia; Proboscidea; Elephantidae. Bases 605 to 1669 code for a protein of 354 amino acids. Gene Ontology annotation, biological process: negative regulation of complement activation, classical pathway; T cell mediated immunity. The record is from RefSeq and is a predicted model, not a curated record. Gene Ontology annotation, cellular component: plasma membrane. The transcript has 9 exons.
UACUCAACAUCUCUAAAGAAAAUUCUGGGCCCAACACCUCCACUUCCUCACCUCCCACUCAUUUCUUAACCCUUAUCAAUUGUCUUCUACCACACCCUAUUCACAACCCGGCAUUUUACUGAGUUUGCCUUUUCAAAGGUCAUUAAUGAUCCCUUGUUGCCAAGUUGUAUGGUCUCUUCUUAGAGAGGGUGGUAUUGGCAUGGCUGACCUUAAAACUCACUAUUCCUGUAGCUAGCUACUCCCCUAGCUUCUGAGAAUGCUAGUUGCCUACGCAGACUUCGUUUACACCUUUUUCCUUAUUGUUCCAUUCUAGAGACAAUGUCUCCAGCUGAACUACUACAUUCCCAGCCUCCUUUGCAGCUGGAAGUGGCCAGUGAGAUUUAACAGAAAAGUGCAACCUAGUAGGUAGGUCCUUAGCCGAGACUUCUGGUGACUUCAACAGACCCUGACAGUGUCACCUUUUUCCAUCCAGCCAGGCCUUUGGAGACCUGAUGUCAUUAAGAAAAAAUUUCCCCGUGACUUUCAAGAAUUCAGACCUAAUGAAAUUCUCCGUCUCCUCUAACACAGUGAAGGAAAGCAGCUUUGGAAGUGCCAGUGCGAAUCAAUGUCGUCCACAAUGAUUUCUUGGGUGCUCAUCUUCUUCUCAAGUUUUCUUUGGCAUGUUGCUAUUGCAGGACGGACCUGUCCCAGGCCAGAAGAAGUACCAUUUGCUAUAGUCUUGCCAUUAAAAUCGUUCUAUGACCCAGGAGAACAGAUCACGUACACCUGCCAGCCGGGUUAUGUGGCCAGGGGAGGAGUGAUGAGACGGUUUACGUGCCCUCUUACCGGCAUGUGGCCUGUCAACACUCUGAAAUGUCUACCUCGAGUAUGUCCUUUUGCUGGAAUCUUAGAAAAUGGAGCUGUACGCUAUACAACCUUUGAAUAUCCCAACACAAUCAGCUUUACUUGUAACACUGGGUUUCAGCUGAAUGGAACUAAAUCUGCCAAAUGCACCGAGGAAGGAAGAUGGAAUCCAGGGCUUCCUGUCUGUGCUCCUAUAACCUGUCCUCCACCACCCAUACCUAAAUUCGCCACCUUGAGUGUUUAUAAGCCAUCGGUUGGAAACAACUCCCUCUAUCGGGACACUGCAGUCUUUGCGUGUUUGCCACACCAUGCAAUAUUUGGAAAUGACACAAUUUCCUGCACGGAACGUGGAAAUUGGACUCAACUACCAGAAUGCAGAGAAGUAAAGUGCCCAUUUCCAUCAAGACCAGACAAUGGAUUUGUGAACUACCCUGCAAAACAAGUACUUUAUUACAAGGAUAAAGCCACGUAUGGUUGCCAUGAUACAUUUGCCCUGGAUGGCCCAGAAGAAGUAGAAUGUAGUAAAUUGGGGACCUGGUCUGCUCAGCCAAGUUGUAAAGCAUCUUGUAAAUUAUCUGUUAAAAAAGCCACUGUGCUGUUCCAAGGAGAAAGAGUAAAGCUCCAAGAAAGAUUUAAGAAUGGAAUGCUGCAUGGUGAAAAAGUUUCCUUCUUCUGCAAAAAUAAGGAAAAGAAGUGUAGCUAUACAGAGGAUGCUCAGUGCAUAGAUGGCACCAUUGAAAUUCCCAAAUGCUUCAAGGAGCACAGUUCUUUAGCUUUCUGGAAAACUGACGCAUCAGAUGUCAAACCAUGCGAAAGUGAUUCUUAGACUCCGAAGACUUGUAUCUGUGUUUGUCCAAGGAAACUAAUGAAAGUGGAAAAAAUAAAGAUACAGAAUUUAUUGCUUCAUCCAUUGCAGUGUUACUCCUCAUAGUGGCUUCCUUUCAGUUAUGCUACCUGGUUAAGGACCUCGAAUAUUUAGAACGUCAUCAUUUCAUGGCUGUGAAAUGGAAAGGGUAAACAGUUACCUGAGUAACCCAGCUCCCCUCCUCCCCAAUUCUACUCUCAAGUGCUUUCACCUAAAACGCCUGCAACGCAGUGUU